This is a messenger RNA of Eurytemora carolleeae, 1464 nucleotides long. Its product is annotated as repetitive proline-rich cell wall protein. The record is from RefSeq and is a predicted model, not a curated record. NCBI's taxonomy places the organism in Eukaryota, Metazoa, Arthropoda, Copepoda, Calanoida, Temoridae. The transcript is spliced from 6 exons. The coding region runs from base 436 to 1449 and encodes 337 amino acids.
GACCUUUUUUAAGGCAUUUUUUCAACCCUUCCUAGCGCCCAAACUAUUAAAGUUUUUUUCUAUGAGCUGGCCUUGAAAUAUUGGGCCAUGCACAUGCAUUUCAACACUAUAUCUAUUCUCUAUGGCAUUUUUCUAGGGGGGGGGGCGCCAAACGCCCCCCAGCUAGGCUAUACAUAGAUUCAGACCCCCCAGCCUUUAUAGGGUUAAAUCUGGGACUAAAUUUAACGAAUUUUAACUGGAUUCCGCCGGUCAAAUUUGAAUCACCGGUUUAAACCUUUUCUGAAUCUUUAACUUUUAUUUGAACCAGCAGUAGGCACUUCACCGACACAGCUAAGAUUUAUUAUAAAUUCGUUUUCACAAGAUGUAUUAACCAGAACAAAUAAACUACACUUUUACAAUUACGUAAAAUAGCAAUACCUAGAAAAGAUUUAAAAUAUGAAUUUUUCAAAAAUCCAAUAUUUCAAUAACUCUAUGAACAACAAAAUCUGUAGUCUGUUUUCCAUGUUAAGACUUGUACCGGGAGAAGUUAUAGGCGAGUAUACAAGAUACCAGGAGAAAUCCCACAAACAUCUUUAUCCACUAAAGGAGGAAGGUGAAUAUGGUCCAACCCCUGUUUAUAAAUCCCCGGGCAAAUGGAAACCUCCUCCACAGUAUGAAAAGAGAGAAAAGAAACCGAAGAUGUAUGCAAGUUACGCAGUUGAUCAUGAGUGUGCAUUCCAUGGUCACAAGAUUGGUAAGUAUGAGAGGACUGGUGGCGAGGAGGGUGUGGCGCCACGCCUUCCCUCCAGAGAACCCAGCAUUCCACGGUAUACAAGAGCUCUAUCUGCACCAAUAGAAAAGGCUCCGCUGAGAACUGUUACUGUUCGGCAAACCAGCCUUCCUCCAAUAUAUAAUAACCAGGUUAGUGUUCAGCAAACCAGUCUUCCUCCGAUAUACGUUAACCAGGUUAGUGUUCACCAAACCAGCCUUCCUCUGAUAUACGUUAGCCAGGUUAGUGUUCAGCAAACCAGUCUUCCUCCGAUAUACAUUAACCAGGUUAGUGUUCACCAAACCAGCCUUCCUCCGAUAUAUGUUAACCAGGUUAGUGUUCACCAAACCAGUUUUCCUCCGAUUUAUGUUAACCAGGUUAGUGUUCAGCAAACCUGUCUUCCUCCGAUAUACUUUAACCAGGUUUAUGUUCAGCAAAUCAACCUUCCUCCGAUAUAUGUUAACCAUGUUAGUGUUCAGCAAACCAGCCUUCCUCCAAUAUAUGUUAACCAGGUUAGUGUUCAGCAAACCAGCCUUCCUCUGAUAUAUGUUAACCAGGUUAGUGUUCAGCAAACCAGCCUUCCUCCGAUAUAUGUUAACCAGGUUAGUGUUCAGCAAACCAGCCUUCCUCUGAUAAAUUUUACCCAGGUUAGUGUUCGGCCGACCAGUCUUCCUCCGAAAAAUUUUAACCAGGUUGUAUAAAAGAAUGGUUAGGUU